AUGUCGCUCAGUCUGUUUGACGUGCCCGAUGUGGAUUAUCGGUACGAAGCCUCGCGGGAGGUGGAGUUUCAACCCGCCUUGACGGGCAUCCAACCCAUCACCUUCUCCAUUCCAGGCUCCGACGAUUAUUAUGACACCAAUUCUCUCCGCUUCAAAGUCAAAGUACGCCUGACGGAUCCCGCUGCUGGGUAUACAGGACUGGAUGCUGGUCUGCUCAUUUCCAAUGCCAAUGAAACAAGACACGUUUACUGCGUCAACAAUUUUGGGCAUUCCAUCUUUCGAGAUAUUACCAUGAGCAUGAAUGGCGUCCUCAUGACAGAACAGAGCAACACCUAUCAUUACAGAGCCUACCUAGAAACCAUGCUGAAUUACAACCGAGAAGAAGGAGCCACCAAACUAGCCCCGCAAGGAUGGGUCAAUCAGCUGAAUGUGGCUGAAGAAAUAGGAGCCACCGCCGCCAAUUCUGAUGUCCCUGUUCAGGCGGCAUGGGGUGGGAAUGCAGAAUUGCGAGCCCUGACUAGCCGAUUGCUAGAAGAACAUUGGCACACCUUCAUCAUUCGUCCCCAUUUGCCACCCCUCAAGACAGGCAAAUUAUUGGUCCCCAAUGUCCAGAUGGACUUUGAACUCUUCCUGAACCCCAAGACCAUCUACUUGAUGGGCAGCCCUAACAAAGGCACCUUAAACGUCAAGAAAAUUCCAGCCAUCCACAAUGAUGACAUCAAAGUCACCUUGCUGAUGAGAAAAGUGACCCUGAAUGCCAGCGUGUAUGUCAGACUGCAGAAAGAAAGACAGCUGGGCAAACAGAUUGCCCGCUACCCUGUCGUACGAAGCGAAAUUCGCACGUUUUCCUUUGAUGGACGCACCACCCAGUGGGAACAAGACAAUGUGUUUGUGGGUCGAUUUCCUGAUCGAGUGAUUGUUGGGCUAUUGCAUUCGGAUGCCUUCAACGGAAACCUAGAAAAAUACCCCUUUGCCUUUGAAAAGUUUGGUGUCACCCAAGUACGACAGACCUUGAAUGGAGAAGAAUACCCUUACAGAACCCUGCAACUGACUGGAGACCAAGCCUAUGAAGAUCUGCUGGGCUACGAUCGAUUUCUGCAAGCCAUGGGUGCCUACAAUGAAGAUAAGAUCCCUAUGCUGCUGCCUGGUGAUUGGGGACAAGGCAAGAACUGCACGUUGUUCAUGUUCAACAAUGUGCCCAGUGGAAAAGCAGAUGACCCCCAGUACCGCAACCCCCGUCAAUCGGGCAAUACGCGACUGGUGAUUGAUUUUGCUGCAGCUGUCGGUCAUAACGUCACCAUAUUGGUAUGGAGCGAGUAUGAAAACAUGUACGAGAUCAAUCAUCUGGGAGGUAUAAAAUACAACAUCAACGGAUGA
Porites lobata is the source of this 1377-nucleotide messenger RNA. The record is from the annotation of a GenBank genome assembly. Lineage: Eukaryota; Metazoa; Cnidaria; Anthozoa; Scleractinia; Poritidae.